AUGAGCCAGAUCGAGAAGCGGGAAAGAAUUUUGCAAAUCAUCGCAACAGCGGGACCAACAGAAGAAGGCACCCAACCGACGAGUGUGCCACCGCGGAACAACAACAGCGUUGUCCGGCGGACGAAGCUCGACGUGCCACAAAACAUCAUCGAGAAGCCCAACUGUGGAGAUCUUUAUUCGUGUGGAUAUUGCCAGUAUCGAGGUUGCACCAGUAAGAUUCAGUUGUCCAAGCACAUCCUGCGGUGCGAGGACAGUAAUGAUCUUGUCUACCCCUGCGCACAUUGCAGCAAGGUGCUCGAUCGGUCCAGAAACUUUGAGCAGAUCUUCGAGCAUCUUUUCUAUCAUGGCGAACGUCUGUACCGUUGUUCCCGCUGUUCCUUCAUGCACUACCGGCGAGCAGAAGUCACGAAACAUCUGGAGACGGUGCAUGCUGGAACGGUGGUCGUUGUACGCGAAUCAAGCACAACGUGGUCCUGUAACAUGUGCGCGGAGCGCAGCCCGUACCGGCAGGCCAUGAUGGAUCACUUUUAUCAGACUCAUCUACUGCCGGGCGAACGUUACAUGUGUACUUUGUGUGACAAAAGCUACUUCGACGAUAAGUUCUUCGUAAGCCAUUUUCAACAGGAGCAUCCGGGCGAGAAGCUGCUGCUCAUGGAAAUGUACAAGCCGGUGAAAGCCGUUGGCGCUGGAAGCCGCUCGGAACCGAUGCCAAUCACAAAGUACGAUGCGUCGAAGCAGCAAAGGGUGAAGGUGAAGGUCGACAGCCUUGUAAAGAAUCUGGUAAGUGAGCCACGGUCAGAUGGACAGCCGGCGGUAACCGAAACCUGUAUCGAAGAUUUAAAAACGAAGGACCACCCGGAACCGGCUGCAUCAUGCACUAAGAAAGAUGCUGAGAAAUCCACUGCAGCUACUGGAGAAAACAAACAGAAGGCUAACCCGAAAGGACCGCGGGAUGAGCCACAAGAGGGUGUACCCCUGGCCGAAUUGCUUUUAUCGAGUGGCUAUUCAGUUACCAAGAUUACCUCAUUUCAAUCACUUAACGGUACUUAUGCUGAUAAGGGUAAAGCUUUACCAUCUACAUCAAAAUUGAAGAAUCCCAAAAGUCUGCAACCAGAACAGAAGCCGGUGGAAGAGAGAGAGAGAGGGAAAAGAAAACAGAAACUGGAGCUGAUGGAAAUGUACAAGCCGGUGGAGACCGAUCCGGUAAAAGAGCCGCGCUCAGGUGAACAACCGGCGGCAACCGAAACCAGUAUCAACGAUUUAAAAACGAAGAACCACAAGGAAUCGGCUGCGCCAUGCACUAAGAAAGACACUGAAGAAUGGGUUGCAGCUACUAAAGAAAACGAACGGAACGUUAGUGCGAAAGAACCGUACGAUGAUGUUCCCCUGGCAGUAUUGCUUUCAUUGAGUGGCUAUUCAGUUACCAAGAUUGCCUCACAUCAAUCACCCAACGAUGCAGAUACUGACAACGGCAUGGCUUUGCCAUCUUCAUCAGAAUUGAAGAACCCCAAAAGUUUACAACCAGAACUGCUGGAGACAGAACCUAAACCAGCGCCAUCGUUAGACGAUUCUGCGAAGCAAAACGUUGCCCCUGCUGAAGCGAGCAUUAGCACGGUCGACAGUGACAUAAAGCACAAAUCAGUGCUGCACCAGGAAUCGGGUGACCCCAUUGCCUUAGCGCCAUCCCCGUGCUCAUCGGUAAACCGCAGGAUAUCGAGAAGAGUUGCUUUGAAGCACGACGUCAGUCACCAGUGGAGCGAUUGCACACGGUUCUGCUGCUACCACUGCAACCUAAACGUCGGCACGUUUGAGGCUGUAAAAGCCCACAAGUGUCGCGCGUUCGCCGAGGGAGGACCUAAAAGUGGGCCAUUGUUGUGGAAAUUUUUAGCGGAAAAGGAAACCCCACGCGCUUUCCGUUUGGUAACGCUGCUGCGCUGCUUCUUCUGCUCGGAAUUGGGCUCGUACAGUGAGCUCGCGGAGCACGUAAGGGCCAAACACGCCGACAAGUCGUUGAUGUGCAUUGACUACUGGAACUCGUUCAAGUGUGGCCUGUGUACCUAUCUCAAUGGGUCCGGCGAUGAGAGGGAGUUUUCGGAGCAUUACACUCGGCAGCACGCCGCCUGUAAUACUGAUUUUAACCCUGACUUUCCGCUCAAUGACGAGUUUCUUAGCUGGGCUUUGGCGUUCGGUGCUCUGCCGGAUGCACCGAAAAAUGUAGACAUCGUUCGGUUCAUGUGCCAUCUGUGCCAUGUCCACUCCGCAAGCGAAACAACGCUUGGUGAGCACAUGGCGCAGCAUCUGUUUUCGUUCGUGUGUCCGGACUGCCAGACUGGGUUCCGUGAGUUGAAGGUACUCUACGAGCACGUCAUCACCGUUCACGCCCGAAAUGAGCUGGUUGUGGCCAAGAACUUUGAAUUCUCCAAAUGUUACGACCUGCUGCUCGACUUUCAGGCCGUUUUCUCGAACGGUUUGAUUAUGUCCAAGCGCCAUCUGAUGGCCACAUCGGUGUCGCCAUCGAUUGAAAAGUUGUACACCGGUAUACAGCGCGCUUAUACGCGACAGUGUGUGGCGCUGAACGAUUAUAAAGCCAACCUUCAACUACCGCUGUUCGACCGUGAUCCCGAGACUUGUGAAAUGUUUUUGAAAAAACAAAUGUUUUACCCAAGACCGACCCUCGAACGGCUGGACGGCUGUGGCAGCGAACAUUCGAAGAGAGUCGCCCACAAUGGAGAUGGAGGCGAAUCCUCACUCAACCACAAGAGACGUCGGCUAUCCAACGGUAGCUCUUCGUCCUACGAAUAUGAUUCGGAUUAGUUAGU
Molecule: messenger RNA, 2819 nt
Organism: Anopheles bellator
Lineage: Eukaryota; Metazoa; Arthropoda; Insecta; Diptera; Culicidae
Exons: 1
Coding region: 1-2814 (937 amino acids)
Source: RefSeq, a predicted model, not a curated record